Botrytis fragariae is the source of this 1091-nucleotide messenger RNA. Its product is annotated as putative pirin domain protein. The record is from RefSeq and is a predicted model, not a curated record. NCBI's taxonomy places the organism in Eukaryota, Fungi, Ascomycota, Leotiomycetes, Helotiales, Sclerotiniaceae. The transcript has 2 exons. The coding region runs from base 1 to 1044 and encodes 347 amino acids.
AUGAAGCUCUUCAUUCUCUUGUCAUCUAUUUUCAUUGCAUCAAUUUCAAUACUAUUUUACAAUAGCAGUACUUCACUAUCACAGAUCUUUCAAAUAUUCACAAGCAAUAGAUCAGCGACCCAAAUACCAGGAGACUCACUUGCAACUCAGUCUUCUAUGAGCACUUCAUCUGCUAUCAAAUCAACAAUGUCUAAAGCACUCUCACACGCUAAAAUUACCCCUCGAAGAUCCUCCGCUCGUGGGCAUGCUGAUCACGGAUGGCUCAACUCUUACCAUACAUUUAGUUUCGCAAACUACUAUGACAGCCAAUUCCAAAACUUUGGAAGUUUGCGAGUCCUCAAUGAAGAUCGUGUCGCUGGUGGCACAGGAUUCCCUACACACCCUCACCGCGAUGCCGAGAUCUUCAGUUAUAUUCUGAGUGGAGAAUUGACUCACAGAGAUAGUAUGAUCAAGAAGGGAGCCGAGGGAAAAGAGGGAGAUGACUUUUACAGAAUGAAGAGGGGAGAUGUUCAGUUUACAACUGGUGGAAGUGGCAUUGCGCACUCGGAACAAAACGAAUCCAAGGAGGAGGUUCACUUCCUUCAAAUUUGGGCCCUUCCCUGGGCUAGAUCACUAACUCCACGAUAUCACACAAAAACUUUCUCUGAAGACGCUAAGCGAUCAGCGUUCUUACCAAUUCUCUCACCAUUGAAAGCUGGUCCCGGUGCUUCUGCAGAAGAGGAGAAAGCUGCAGAACCAACACUCCCAGAUACUAUACCUAUACAUGCCGAUUUUGUCAUGGCUGCUGGAAUCAUUGGAGUAGACAAGAGAUUCAAAUGGACUGUUGGUGGUGGGGCAACAAAGAGUACCGAGAACAGAAAAGUUUAUAUCCACGUUCCCAUGACUAAGGGAGGUAACGCAAAAAUCAGAUUAGACGGUAGAGAAGGAGCUGUUCUUUCAGAGGGCGACGGAGUAUUUGUCGAAGGUGUCAAGGCAGGAGACAUUCUAGGUGUUGAAAGCAUCGGUGAGGCCGAGGCAGAAGUCAUUGUGUUGGACAGCGAUUAGACGUUUUCUUCUGUUAAAUUAUGGCUUGUAUAUAUUGAUACCUAUUU